Molecule: messenger RNA, 1209 nt
Organism: Suillus subaureus
Lineage: Eukaryota; Fungi; Basidiomycota; Agaricomycetes; Boletales; Suillaceae
Exons: 8
Coding region: 1-1209 (402 amino acids)
Source: RefSeq, a predicted model, not a curated record
AUGGCAGACAAACCUGAAGCGAAGGAGUAUCGAAUUGCCUUGCAGAAUUGUCCCCCAGCCAUGAAUUUCACUCCGCCUGUCUCGACAACCUCAGGACUCAGCCUUACCACAGAUUCCAGCAGCUGGGCGUCCUAUCUGACCUCCACCAGCGGGGCAUUCCGUCUGACCUUGACGAGGCCGUCGAGCUUCAUCGAGCUGCACUACUUCUCCGCCCCCUGGUCAUUCUCUUCAUGUUUGUUCCAGUAUGGAGCUGCUCUCAGUGCAAAUGGCGAAAAAGUGCCCCUCUUGUCUAUCCAGAGAAUGCUGCUUUCCGCAAAGAUAGCUGGGUUUCCCAAGCAACAAGUCUGCGCAAAAGAUGAUGCACCCGACUCACAGAUACCACCCGAACCACAGAUACCACAGCUGCCUCAGCAAUAUAUCAAUCCAUCCGAAGCUGAUCGCGCUGUUCGACAGGCCAUUGACGAUCAACUGGAAAAUGCCCCACUUCGUGUAAUCGAUACUUCCACCGGACGCUUAUGCAAUCGAGAGGCACAGACCAACGUCUUCAUGAGAAGCAUAGAGUACAAGGAGUUGUUACCAUCGAUGCCGCGUGAACCCCUCCAAAUGGAGCCCAUCAGAGAAGCGGAAAGCAAGGAGCCGCUGCUGCGCGACAUUCAGUACAAGGACAUGUGCACGUUAGAUCCAGUUGGAUCUGUGGUGAAGUUGCAGAAGCUUUGCAAAGUUGCUCGCGAUGCGGGGCAUCGCCGGGCAUGGCUCCAAGAAUCAGUCAACUCUAUGUUCAUCUGGUAUCACCGCUCAGCACUCACCAUCGUCUAUCUAUCGGAUGUUCUGCCUUCGUCACAGUCUAUCGCACUCGCACGCAACGCUUGGAACACGCGAAGAUGGUCUUUUCAGGAGUUGUCGGCUUCUGUAGUCGCGCUCCGAACGCAGUUCGUUGUUGCGUUCGUUGACCGUACCCUCGUCUCUUCCUUUCGCGCCGAGUUUCUGGUUGCCCCACUGCAAUACGGAUGGAUGGGUGAGACGCAUGGUGCGUCCAAGGACGAAGGCUAUGGCAAUACUGCAGCGAGACAUGAAACGAAUGUGCGAAACGACGGCUUACAGGCAAAGUCUGACACGCGAGACCCGGUAGACACGAAGAUUGCUGAGACACAAGAAAAACAGGCUUGUCUGAGGAAAAGAAGGGACGCGGUGGCGCAAAGGGAAAUAUAG